AUGGACGAAAUAGGGCUUCACUGGCAUGACUAUAGCGUCAGUCAUUGGAGGGAUAUGGACAUUCACGUAUCCUGGCCUAAAAACUUCGGUCCAACUCCAUCCAGUAGUUCGAGCGGCCACGAUCUGUUGGUUCUGAUGGACCAGAACGAUGUCUCCGAUCCGAAUUUUGUUUCCAAAAUGGCAAUCGUGACAACUGACAUGGGUUACAUCCGAAUGCAUCGAUUCUCCACGAAAAACCAUCUGAAGGCAAAAAAGGAAUUCAAGGGACAAAUCGCAGAGGACCUUGCGGUAUAUCAUGAGGAAGAAAUGAAGUAUACCGAAGUUCGUGAUUCUCCGGGAAAAGUGCUUCCUUCACCCCCAUUGUCGUCGGAAAUGGAAGUUGGGGAAACCGAAAAAUCAGAAGUCGGAGCUGAAAUCAAGAUCAUGGAAACGAUUCAUGGAGAAGGAACGAAAACCGGAGACAAGCUCGACGCAGUUCCACCACAAUCUGCGGGACCUGAAGCACAACUUAUGGAAAAGAUGGCCCUGCAAACAUCUGCUCAUCAGCUCGAAGUCGACGAGCUUAGAAAAGAGCUGGAAAUAGCUCAAAAAGAAAGAUUCAGAUAUCAAGAGAUGUGGAUGAAAGAGAAACAGGAGAUGCGUGAACUACUUGUGGAAAACGUAAAAGAUUUUUCAAAAAUGAACACCGAAUGCAAAAAACUGAAGGUCGAUAUGAGAGAAUCGAAUCGUGAAAAAGCCAGAUUGGAAAAGCUGGUAAACAGCCACUCCUCCUUCAUCGAAAAACAGAAGGCCACAAUCCGUCGACUUCGUGAAAAAUUGGAAAAGAAGCGCUUGGAGGAGAAAUUCGGCCACCACCGUUUGGUCCAGACGUAA
This is a messenger RNA of Caenorhabditis remanei, 873 nucleotides long. RefSeq lists its product as uncharacterized. NCBI's taxonomy places the organism in Eukaryota, Metazoa, Nematoda, Chromadorea, Rhabditida, Rhabditidae. Bases 1 to 873 code for a protein of 290 amino acids. The record is from RefSeq and is a predicted model, not a curated record. The transcript is spliced from 7 exons.